Molecule: messenger RNA, 2103 nt
Organism: Menidia menidia (Atlantic silverside)
Lineage: Eukaryota; Metazoa; Chordata; Actinopteri; Atheriniformes; Atherinopsidae
Source: the annotation of a GenBank genome assembly
AAAAGGUUGACACCCCACACUUUGCCUCAGCUGGGACUUAGCUCACAUCGCGAGCACUGGUCACAGCUUCAGCUAGCAUGUCGUAAAACAACGACAUCGCACCCCGAGAGCUACCGAGAGGACAUGAUAAUCGAGGAGAGGGCCCGUUUCUGCAUUUCACUGCGCCUACACCGAAUCCAUUGAGUCGGUAACCAGCGUCCGACAUGGGGAAGGAGGUAAAUGGUGUUUCGCGGAGCAGGUUUGAGAUGUUCACAAAUAGCGAUGAGGCAGUCAUAAAUAAGAAGUUACCCAAAGAGCUGUUGCUACGGAUCUUCUCCUUUCUGGACGUGGUGACGCUCUGCCGCUGUGCCCAGGUCUCCCGGUCCUGGAAUGUCCUGGCACUGGAUGGCAGCAACUGGCAGCGAAUCGACCUCUUUGAUUUUCAACGGGACAUUGAAGGCCGGGUGGUGGAGAACAUCUCAAAGCGAUGUGGCGGGUUCCUUCGGAAGCUGAGCUUGAGGGGGUGCCUCGGUGUGGGCGACAGCGCCCUAAGGACCUUCUCCCAGAACUGCAGAAACAUCGAGCUGCUCAGUCUGAACGGCUGCACCAAGAUCACCGACAGCACGUGCAAUAGCCUCAGCAAGUUCUGUCCGAAGCUGAAGCACCUGGACCUCGCCUCCUGCACUUCCAUCACAAACCUGUCACUUAAAGCUCUCAGUGAGGGUUGCCCCUUGCUGGAGCAGCUGAAUAUCUCCUGGUGUGAUCAGAUCACGAAGGAUGGUAUCCAGGCCCUGGUGCGUUCCUGCCCUGGACUCAAAGGUCUUUUCCUGAAAGGCUGCACACAGCUGGAGGAUGAGGCGUUGAAGCACAUUGGGUCUCACUGUCCAGAUCUGGUCACACUAAAUCUGCAGACAUGCUCACAGAUCACAGAUGAGGGCCUCAUCACAAUUUGUCGGGGUUGUCACCGCCUGCAGUCUCUGUGUGUGUCGGGUUGUGCCAACAUCACAGACGCCAUCUUGCAUGCCUUGGGACAAAACUGCCCCCGCCUCAGAAUAUUGGAAGUGGCUCGCUGCUCUCAGCUAACAGAUGUGGGCUUCACUACAUUAGCGAGGAAUUGUCACGAACUUGAGAAGAUGGAUUUAGAAGAAUGUGUGCAGAUCACAGAUGGAACUCUGAUCCAGCUGUCUAUUCACUGCCCUCGCUUGCAAGUCCUGAGUCUAUCUCACUGCGAGCUGAUCACUGAUGAUGGCAUCAGACACCUCGGCAGUGGACCUUGUGCUCACGACUGUCUGGAAGUGAUCGAGCUGGACAACUGCCCCCUUAUCACAGACGCCUCGCUGGAGCACCUAAAGAGCUGCCAUAGUCUGGACCGCAUCGAGCUCUACGACUGCCAGCAGAUCACCCGCGCAGGCAUAAAGAGACUUAGGACUCAUCUGCCUAACAUCAAAGUGCACGCAUACUUUGCCCCCGUCACUCCUCCGCCCUCCGUUGGGGGCAGCCGUCAGAGGUUUUGCCGCUGCUGCGUCCUGCUAUGAUGCAAAGACAGCAACUCCUGUCCCUGUGUACCUUGAAGCCCCUCGCUUCAACCCUGAGCUGCUGUCUCCUUCCCCAACUCAAUAGACUACAUGCUGGGGUGUGUCCCCCCCCCCCCUUUUUUUUUUUUUUUUGGAGCCGCAGAGAGAGGGAGAAAGCCAAACAUCACUAUGGGGGUAACUUUCCCAGAAGACUUUCUCGAUCCUCCCCUCCACACAAUUACACAACAAGCUGAUAUGCAGACACACUUAACUUCUAGAAGAAUGCGGCUUAUUCUGGGGCUGUCUUCAGUUAACACAUAAGUAUUACAAGGAGGCUUAUGGGAAAAUCAGUUGUGAUCACCACUCUUUAGGGAUUUAACUUUCCCUCAAAUAAAGUAUGAAUGAAUUGUUUGAGCUGAGCUCUUCGCAUCAAAUACCAUUUAAGGCUCUUUUAAGAUCCUACUGAACCUCCUGAUUCCCUCGAUGUUAAAGGUCAUUUAACAGCUACCUCUAGAGAACUGCUCAUGAGUAAAUCUCAUGUGUGCUUGACUCUGCAGGAUGUUUUUUUUUUUCAGUUAAAGGGGCAGCAAUGUAGCCAGUAAAUUGCCAA